Carassius gibelio (silver crucian carp) is the source of this 8316-nucleotide messenger RNA. RefSeq names its product dynein axonemal assembly factor 8. The transcript has 28 exons. Bases 148 to 4083 code for a protein of 1311 amino acids. The record is from RefSeq and is a predicted model, not a curated record. Lineage: Eukaryota; Metazoa; Chordata; Actinopteri; Cypriniformes; Cyprinidae. Gene Ontology annotation, molecular function: dynein complex binding.
ACAAAGCGUGUCAGCAGCGCGUGCCGUCGUCAUGACAACUACAGUUUUGCUCGGUGGGUUUGAACGGCUGCAUAACAUCAACAUGCAACUGCUGUUCACUACAGUAUUUUGAGAGGAAAAAUACGCGCCUGCCAAAUACAUUCAGAAAUGCAGAGGAAUUUGCAUCUAGACGAUAUUAUAUCAAAGAUACCAUCCCUUGACUCUGACCUAUCAUCAACAGACAAUGAAGGAGAUAACCUUCUAAAGCAACAAGUGACUCACUUGCCUAAAGGAAGCAGCAUGAACCUGGAGUGUCCAAAAGUCAAGCCAUUUACUUCCUGGACUGAUGACAGCCAAAAAUGUGACUCUAAUCCUGUGGGUCAUGAAGCGGAAGAAUCGCUGAAUGAAAAAGUGCCACAUAAAACAGCACACAAUGUGCCUUUGCAACAAAAAGCAAACAAGACUGAUUGGAUAGAGACUAAGUUCUGUCCUGUUUUAUCACUGACACCUCUUGAUACCUGGGAUCUUGACCAAGUCCUUCAGACGCUACAGCAACACAAACCUCUUGUCAAACCAAUUCAAUCCGAUACACACAGAGGCAAUGACAGUGAAAUGAACGAAAAUGAUUUAAUGAAGCAGCUGAUUGCUUUUUGUGAGAAGAAAGUAAAUGAGAUGGAAAUAAAGACACAUGUUUCAUCUACAAAAACUCAUAAUAUACAAGAAUCAUCCCUCGGAUGUACUGGACGACUGAUGAAUGAAACGGACGUUAAAGGGACCUCAGCACAAUUACAACACAAUCAAGAUUCUCCAACCAUAUAUAUGGAUUUGCGCAACAAUGCAUUUCAAACAAAACAAUCAGUCAUUAGCCAGAGUAACAGUGUCGUACAUCCGGCAAACCCGGACAAGAAAAAGAUCUCCACUAAGAAGACCUCUAACACUAAUGCAAGAGCAAAUGGACAGAAAAGAGAAUUUUCUGGGAAGAGUUUAUUAAUCCAAAACAAGAGACAGUCAGAAGAAAGUAUUUUAGUGAUGUCUGGGAGCUGGAAAAAUCCACAAGAUUUUGCUGGGGAUAAGCAGAAAAACUCUUCAGGGAAAAGGAUAAAGGAAAACCAUGAUUCAGAAACUAGCUGCAGUGAACCUGGCAUUCAGCAGUUCAAUGUCUGCUCUCCUACUGUGAAACAUGACCAACAUAAACAGAGUACUCCAUCUUCUCACAUUCCAGCUGCUCGAAACAAGCAAAGAGAGCAACACAGUCAAAAAAUCAGAUGGCAGAACGAUCUAAAGUUCUUGCAAGCAUUCAGACCUGAAUAUCUUAAUAAUAACUGUCAGGAAGCUGCUGAGAGGACCGAUAUUCUUUAUGAGCCUGAAUCAUCCUACCUUCCUUCGGUGAGCACUCUACCUCCAGAUCUACAGAUGAAGGAGUGUUUGCUGCUGACUGUGUCCUUAUCCAGUCCUGGGGUGGUGGCUGGAAGAACGCAGAGAAAAACACAGACAACGGAUUCAGCCUUGAGCAAGUCACAUGUUUACAAUGCACUCGUGGCAUGGUUCAUGUCUUUGACUGAUCCAAAAACAUGUGGGAGAAAAGGUAAGCUUGAUGCCCCUUUCUGGGUGGCUGGCCUGCAGCAGCUUUACAAGGAAGAUGGCUUUGCCUUGUACAUCUGUGCCAUGUCUCUCGAGGACUGUCGAACUGGCUGUAGAAAUUCCAGGAUGAAGAAGGUGCAAAGCGACGAGAGCAUGUUUUAUAGACGAGUUUGCAAGUUCUUUGCUCAGACGCCAUUGAAGACUGUUGCCUUCUGGGUACCUCAGCUUAAUCAUUUGCUGGAGGAACAGGCUUAUCCUACACAUGUCAACUUGCCCUCAUCCUAUCUGGACUGCUUCAUCUCUGUCAACCCAAACCGAGAGGCUGUUGAAAAUGUCUUUAGUAUGAUCCCAAGUUUCUACUGGCAAACUCUGGAAACAGAAGAUCAAAAAUGUCAAAGCACAGAAGCCACAAUUACUCAAGAGUGUCAUACUGAGACAGCACUUGUUCUGAUAGGCAGGGCACUGUUUCUUAACCCACUGGCAAUGCAUCACACACUUGAGCUUAUGUGGAGAUCAAGUCUAGAUGUAUGUGGUAUCCGCUUCCUCUAUCCGCCCCAAGAACUCCUGACAAACUUUGCUGUCAGCAAGUCAGUUAUGCAUGAAGGGGAACAUUCUCAUCAGCCAGUGCUCAUCAUGGCUUUCCGGGGUCCUCACGCUAACUCAGUGUGGCAGGAGAUCACAGGGCCAUCAGACUCCCAGCUGGCAAGGCGGACAGACCCAGCAUCUAUCAACGCCCUGUAUGGUCACAGUCAAGACCAGCUCCUGCUCUACUCACCCCGUCUUGCCAGUCUUGUGCAUCUGGGGCUCUGCUUGUGGUUUGGUGGUAGAAUAGCAAAAAACAGCCUGUCAACGAUCCAGGACUCUGGUGAUAAAGGAGUCAGAUGUUCCCAUGUUCUGACCUCUUCUCCAGCAAGUUUAUGUGCCACUGUGAAAGCGGAUAUAUUUCUCAUUGUGUCUCCUGUGGUCGGACCACGCUGUUACGGCUAUAUACUAUCUGCAUGUGCUAAAACAGGCUUCAGUCUAUUGGGACUUCAAAGAGCACAGAUCUCCAGGAAACAAGCUCAAUCUCUGGGACUCAACGCAAAGCAGGUAGCAGCAUUCUGUCAAGCUCCCACAGUGUUUCUGGCUGGAGAACAGGUUGAGCUGUCCUCUCAUUGCCUGGUGCUGCUCAUGAGGAGAGAGAGUGCAGUUAGACACUGUUCCAGACUGCCGAUAGGUUUGAUGAAUGAGCUUGCUGCACGAGGCCUUAUUGGAUCGAUCCGUUCAAGAUUCACAGAUGUUCUGGGUCCACAUGUCUGCUUUCACACUGUACCCUACUCUAAAAACCACCACAAUACUCUGGGUGGGAUCAUGUGGACAGUGCCGGAGUGUAGCCACAUGGUCUUGUCCAGACACACAUAUCCCUCUUGUCCAGACGCAGAGCAGGUGGUGAUUCUUACACUGACUGGUCAAAACAUUGUGGAGAAAGAAAUGGACUUUCUUCAGAAGGUUCUCAGUGGAGAUUCAGCAGGACAAGAGGGAUUUGAGUUGCUGGCACUAAAGUGGGAGCCAAAGCUAUCUCAGCAGCAGGCGCAAGAGUUGAGCCCGUUUGAGAUUGGAGAAAAAGAAUGGCAGAGCAGUGUGCAGAGCUUGACAUCCACUCCUGCCCUGGUUUUGGGUUUGAGGAGGGUGAGGGCAUUCGUCACCCUACGUAGACUUUUACCACAAAAUUACCCAGGAAACCUGAAUGUAUUGAUGUCCCCCACACCUGAGACAGCUUUCAGACAGAGCUGCCUCUUCUUCUCUGAGGCAGAAUUGGUCCCUGAUCACACCAGUCGUCCGUCAUUGAAAUUCUUACCACCUCAUCACAUUGACAACCCAGGUCUCAGAAGUCAGUCGCUUUACAGUUACAUGACAGUGGGCCCAGAGACACUUUUGACUUUAGCUCUGUUUAAGCCUGGAGCCUGGAGACAUCGCUUUGGUAGAAUUCUCACUGUUAUCAAACAGAACGGAUAUACUCUAGUGGGCUUGCGUGUGCUUCUGCUGGACUCAAGCAUGGCAAAUGCACUGACACAUCCACCAGAGCAACAGGAUCCCCUUGAGGAACUGGAGUUGAAGUACUUGGUAUCGGGCCCCUCGCUAGCUUUGGGUUUACUGAGAGUGAAUGCAGUAAAGAGGCUGCUGGAGCUGAUGGGCCCUGAGGAUCCCGUUGAAGCCCGUACCAUAGAUCAGACUCUAUGGAGGGCCCAGUAUGGCGUUGACAGGCUGCACAAUUUCAUCUAUGGAUCUCCGUCUUAUCGAAAGGCUGUAGAAGAUAUAAAACUGGUAUUUCCAGAGGGUGUGUGCUGCAACGAAACUUCAGUUAUGAGACAUGAGCAGAUAUCCUGCUUGCAUUCAGAUCCGGAAGCUAGUAUGGAUCGUGAACAGCUGCACACCCUUAGAACCGCCGACAAAGACACAUUUUCUUCAGGAUUCAGUCAAGGCAAGUCAUUCUUCCACUUCCUCACCCCUCUCCAUCAACACAUCACAAAACUGAGCCAAUGACAAAAACAUAAACGGUCAUGUUGGAUGUUUUACUAGCUGCGAUUGACCUCUGUAAUGAGGAUGGGAACCGUUGUUAUUUAUUUGUAUUUUGGUGCCAGUAGGUCCUUUGGUCUGCGGGGCUCUUUGUCAGACCACCUGCCUGCUGAUACCUUCCAACCUCCUGCGGCAGAAUCAGCCUCCUCUGUACUCAGAGCUACUGCAGCGGCUGCUUAGGACAGGCUGCCACCUGGUGGCUGGAAGGCUCUGCACACCAGAUGAGAAACAAAGGCAGCACAUGCGCGAGUUACUGAGGUCUUCUGCUGGUGAAGCACUUCUAUGUGAGGGGCCCUGUCUUAUCAUUGCUUUGCAAGCAGACAAUGCCAUCACAUGUUUCAACAUCAUUCUCCAGAGCAUUUGCAGGGAGAGACCCGACUUUAAGAGAGUUACAAUGAAACUUCUUUACCCAAACUCUGAAAGUGGGGCAAAGAAAUUGCUGUGUUACCUGUUUGAUGAUCUCUGUACUGACAGUCAUCCCCGCGUAGCACCACUAUAACCAGGAGUUAUUCCAUAAUAGGUACCUAGAGCUAAAUAUGUAGCUUUUUCUAUUUUCACAUGAAUAUGAUCACAGACAUCACUGGCAUACUUUUAUACUGAAAUUAAAAGACUGUAAUAAUCUUACUAGUGCAAAAAAACAGUGUAGUGUUGCAAAGUAGCAUAUUAAUUCAAGAAUAAUCAUACUGAAUUCCUGUUUUUAGUCUACUCUGUAACUGAUGAUUUAUAAGUACAUGAUGAAAAGAAGACUAGAAAACACUGGAGGCAGGUUCAAGAUCAAAAAUUAUUUAAUUCCCAAGAUGACAAAAAUAAUUCCAUGGAUUCUGUAAACCAUUGCAUAACUGCUGUAGUGUAGACAAGUGUUAACAAUUUUAAAUGAUACACUACAAGAGAAAGAUUAUGCAUUAUAAAUAAUACCAUCUUAAGUAAUUCUAGUGAAGAACAACCUCUCUGGCCUUACACACCAUCAAAACGUACAACUAUUUCAUAAAGAAGCCUCCAUAACUUAAACACAGAACUCCCAGUAAAUGGUUUAAGGUCUUGUGUUGACAACACAUACACAAAGUAUUAUAUUGACAGCAAAUUGUAUAGUAUUUCAACACUGAUUAGAAUAUAAGCUGUUCUAUAUAUUGAUGUAUACUGUACCAAAAUAAGGGAUAUGUUUCUUCCAUUCAAUAUAAACGAUUUCCUCAUUUUGACUUUUGAGCUAAUAAAUCUGUGAGUUGCAGUUUCCUUUGAAAAUUGGACCUCUCGCUCUAUUCUACAGUUCUCCUGUAAAACCCUGAGAAAAAUACAUCUCAUAUUCCCAUCAAAAUGUGACAUGGAUAAAUACAUAAACUGCAAUUGUGUUUAACUUAAUAAAUUUAUUCGUUAUGUGUCGCAUUUAACAAAACUAGUGCUACAUCAUUAUAGAUGAACUGUUCUCUAUGCUAUUCCAGUGACCCAUUUUAUAUCUAAUUUGAAUGGUACAUUCAAUAUUCAGGGAUUUAAUGUUCGAUUAACCGUAACAUUAAUUAUAGGGACCAGUGGUUCCAAAAAUUCUGGCUUUUAUUAUUAUUAUUACUAUUAUUAUUAUCCACUUACAAAAUUGUACUAUUGUAAUAGGUAUUUUCCUCCUGGCUAGUUUGCUAAAUUUAACCAGUUUCAAAUGUAAUACGUAUAUACAAGAUUGCAUAAAUCCUUAGGUUCAAUAAAUCACAUUAAUGACAGAGAACAAAAUUAGAAAAACAAAGAAAUGAAUAAAAGAAAAAUCCACAAGAAUGCAUAAAGAAAGAAAAAUGAUUAUUUCCACUGCAGAGCAUUAUGGUAAAUUUCCAAUACAUUAUUUUAUACAUUGCUAAACAAAGGAUUCCUUGGUGCUUCUUUAAUUACAGAUGCCUGGUCUUACGUCAACAUUAAAUGGUCAUUUUUGUUAAAGAUUACAGUUGGUAUUAAAAUGGCUGAUGCAGACAGGGGGGUUUUGUACAGAAAAUCAUUGUUAGGCAAACAAUUGACAGAAAAUCAGUUGGAAGCCCAAAAUAACUCGUUUUUAAUAACAAUUCCACUUUAAUUUUGACAUACUUCAUGAACGGUUCAGAUGAGCUGCUACUUUUAACACACCCUUGGUAAAGAAUACCGUUGUAAAACACCUGAACUGUUACUCUGACAGCAGAAACUGUGUACAUGCAUCAUCAUGCUGACUUUCCAACAUCAAUAAAUGGUUCUUUAUCUGAAUAAAUCACAUAUUACUCAAACUUAAAUUGUUCAAAGGCAUGGCAGAGUAGUUAGGUCAUAUUUUAAUACACUGGUCUGUAAAAAGUCUAAGACGGGACUCUCGUGCAUUGAGAAAUACAAAUUAAAGUAUCCCAAGGCACUAAAACUCGGCUCAUUUUCGAAACUGGAAUUAUCCAUUUGUUCAAUCAAAAAUACUUUCAAUGUGUUUUUAUUAAAGGCACACAUUUGUUCAAAAGAGACUCGAUCCUUACAAGACUUCAUGUUUUCAAGGAGAAUGACUGAUUGUAAAUGUUUUUCUUUUUUUUCUUUUAAAUUAAAAAAAGAAAAUAUUUAUUUUUCUUAUUCAUUACUAUAACUGGAAAACAUAACUAGACCAAAAAGUGAGGUUUAAGGCUAGGAAAUGUAGAUACUUGAACAAUUUUCAUAAAUGUAACCCACUGUCUGUCUCAGCCAUUUGAACUAGCAAGAACAAGGGAGCCACUUUACAUCACAAUCAAACAUGUUCUACACCGUUAUGGUAGACAACAUUUGACAAUACAAUAAUAAACUUCAAGGUAAAAAAAAUUAUUAAUAAUAAAAUAAAAAAUAAGUUAGAAGAUUUCUUCUUUCAUAUCCAAAUUCUUAAGAAUCCCUACUAAACAAACAAACGCCAGUCAAAUGGAAACGAAAGAAAGCACCUUACGGGCCGAGUACUCUUUUAAAUUCCUGACAGCAUACAUGUAGUGCACAACAACUAAUGUUUCAAAACCGAUUUCAGAAUUUUACAAAUAAGUACUAGUAGUAUAAAAAGAAAUAAUAUAUACUUCAAAUAAGCACUAAUCCAUAUGGCCACUUAAGAAUAUUAACACAAAUAUCCAUUCAUUACUAUGACAUUCCUUCACUGUAGACAACAGCCAUUUCUAUGUUACUGUUUUCACUGAGAAAUUAAAGACAAAAAAUCUUUAUAUUCAGUUCAUAAAGAUUUGUGAUUCAUUAGGAUUUUUUGAAUGCACAUUAUGUAUAAAAAAAAAGUACUGGAUUUGGUCAUAUUUCUAAUUUAUUUCCUCAGAAUGUUAAAAAGAAAAUGCAGUUGAAGAGAGAACGAAGAAUACUAAAGGUCUUUGGUAGAAACUACAAAAAUGGGCAUUCAGUCCAUUAAUAUUGUCAGCAAAAGCAGUUGGCAUAGUUGUCCUGUCAAAUUAAACAUUGAAAAACUGAUAUAGUAAUUGUACACCACUUCAAUUGAACUUUGAAUCGAGCUUAAACUAUAAAACCACUUUGGUUCAUUUGAGUAAAGUCCACAUUUGAUUCGAUAGAACUCUUUAUUUGAGAAAUAAACGUUGUGCGAAAUGUCAAAGAUUUCAACCGCAUUUUAGAAUUCUACAAAACCCUACGUUGUGGUCCAGUAACCAAACAAUGCAACUAAUCCCUCAAUAAAGUGACAUGUCCGCAAAGCUCUUGAACACUUCAGUUUCGGAAACAUCACAAUACCCCGAGCUGUUUUGAACCAUUUCAACCUAUCUAUGUCACCGGAAAGAAAAAACAUCUCCCCUAAUCAGACUAGAAAAGAUUAGCACAAAGUCAAUGCUUUUAAAGCACAGCACAAAAACACUCAGAUGCCGAACCAACAACUGGAUACAUCUGCUCAACACAAACAGAUUUGGCAGUGUGAUUAAGAGCUUCAGCUGGUUAACAGAAGUUACACACCGACACAUGCAGUGACAAAUCAGUCCAAAUGUCAAGAACAUCAGCUACAUACAGACCUUGUGGAUUAAGAUACGAAUACAAGAAAGAGUCUCUGCCUCGUGAAGCUGAAAUCAAAUACGAGAUCCUCAAUAACCAUCCCUUUUGAAGUAAACUGGUAAUCCCGGUUAAACUUUAUGCACCUUUAUGUAGUAUGUACCUGACAAUUUACCGCACAAACUCGUUGCUGUAAAUAUGAAAGGAACAAGAAAAAAAAAAAAAGUUUCAGAUAACACAGUAGCAGGUCAUUUCAAAUAGAUUACCUAA